Molecule: messenger RNA, 2351 nt
Organism: Osmerus eperlanus (European smelt)
Lineage: Eukaryota; Metazoa; Chordata; Actinopteri; Osmeriformes; Osmeridae
Gene: cox10
Product: protoheme IX farnesyltransferase, mitochondrial
Exons: 8
Coding region: 120-1622 (500 amino acids)
Biological process (GO): heme A biosynthetic process
Cellular component (GO): membrane; mitochondrion
Molecular function (GO): protoheme IX farnesyltransferase activity
Source: RefSeq, a predicted model, not a curated record
CAUAAAGCAUUUUGCAACACUUGUUCCCGGAAGUGCUUCCUAUCACUAGCCGAGGUCAAAAUGGCGGCUUGCUGAAUGUGGAGAGGACACACCGGGAACCGGCUUUAUGUUUCAAGAACAUGUACAAAACACCAUGUAGUAGACUGACAGGUCUUGUUGGUGCCAGUGUAAACCAGAAAUUAGGACGACAUGCAACUAGAAUUCACCCAAGUGCCCGCAGUUUUAUCCAGCUCUGCAAGAGAGACCCAAGUAAAUGGGUCACGUAUCAACACCUGAACUUCCUAAAGCAUCAUUAUGUAAUACUAAGAAACAAUGAGCUCCACCAGCGGGCCAUCCCUAAACAGGCAGACGUCCUGACCAUCAUUGAGGACCGCGACGACAGCGUGGUCAGACAAAUCCAACAGGUGCCAACCAUUAAACCUAUGGUCAGUGAGGUGGCACCACAGCCCGAGCAUGGGCCUGAGUCUAGACCUGGACCUGAGUCUGUAGAGGCUCCAGUGGUGUCCACUGUUCCCUCGGCCCAGCUCGCUUCUUCAGCUCUCCAUCCUGCUGCCGAGGCAGAGGCACCGGCCUCAGCUGUGUUGUCCGGAGCAGCCGUGGCCUCGUCUGAGGCAGCCGGGGCCUCGUCUGAGGCCCCCCACGUCCAGGUGGAGACCGAAGCGGCCAGGGAGGCCCGCCUGGACAGGCAGUGGAAGGAGCUGAAGGUGGACCUGGCUGAGCUCCCAGAUGUGUACGCACGACUCGCCAAGAUCAAACUCACAGCACUGGUGGUUGUGACUGCGGCAGCUGGCUAUGCCAUGGCUCCUGUGCCCUUUGACCCUGCCAUGUUCUUCCUCGCAUCUCUCGGGACCGGGCUUGCUUCUUGCACGGCCAACUCAAUCAACCAGUACUUUGAGGUGCCCUUCGACUCCAACAUGAACCGCACCAAGAACCGGCCUCUGGUCAGGGGACAGAUCAGCCCCCUCCACGCCGUGUCCUUCGCCCUGGCCUGCGGGGUCCCGGGCAUCGCCCUGCUCACCCUGGCCGUCAACCCCCUGACGGGCUUCCUGGGGGGCCUGAACAUCUUCCUGUACACCUGCUGCUACACGCCCCUGAAGAGGCUGAGCAUCAGCAACACCUGGGUGGGCGCCGUCGUGGGCGCCAUCCCCCCCGUCAUGGGCUGGACGGCCGCCACCGGCACUCUGGACCCAGGCGCCCUGUUGCUGGGCGGUUUCCUGUACUGCUGGCAGUUCCCUCACUUCAACGCCCUGAGCUGGAACCUCCGGGAGGACUACUCCAGGGGGGGCUACCGCAUGAUGUCCGUCACCCACCCGGGCAUGUGCCGGAGGGUGGCCCUGCGCCACAGCCUGGCCCUGAUCGGCCUGUCGGGCCUGGGCCCCUUCCUGGACGUCACCACCUGGACCUUCCCCCUGGUGUCCCUGCCCAUCAACCUGUACAUCAGCUACCUGGCCUUCCGCUUCUACCGCCGGGGCGACCGCAGCAGCGCCCGCAAGCUGUUCUUCUGCAGCCUCUGGCACCUGCCCAUGCUGCUGCUCCUGGCCCUCACCUGUAAGAAGUCCCGGACGGGGGGCGGCGCCCAGGAGGGGCCCGCCCUCGCACCAUCCACUUCCAUACUCCUGUGAGACUCUGUCGUUCGACCCUGCCGGCCUCCAUCUCUUGGAACUAUUCCCUUCACACUCCAUGGUUUCGGGGCGUGAGUGAGUGUGUGCGCGAUGUGGGACCUGCAGCACCCCGUGAGAUUGAUGCAACAAACAAACGACGGGAAUGCCUGAAUUCCAUCAGGUUUCCCAGGAAUCGAUUCAAUGCGUGUGUACAUAUGAUAUAUUUAUUUAUAUAGGAUCCUCCAAGUCCCUCUUGUAAAUGAGCGUUGGUGAAUGACUGUACAGUGUAUGAUGCUUUUAUGGGUUCACAAUAAGACCCCAGUCAGGAAGGAAGGCCAGAGAUGGCAUUGAUGAAAGACGGCAAACGAGAGAAGAGUAGAAGAGCUAUGAAUAUCUGUUGUCGCAUAGCUAAUAAAAAGUCCAUGUCAAGUUCCUGAUUUAACGGUAAUUCAUCUAUUUCUGAAACAAUGCAGCAUUGAAUGAAGAUAGUGAGGAACCUCACCACUGCUCUGAAAAUUUCUCGCUGGUAUUUUGAUGGUGGCGAUUGCUCAUGUUUCUGUUACUUGUGUACUAUGCACCUCUCACAGUUCAAAUGGUGCUUGCUGCUCUGCUAAACACCCUGGCUAAUCUGUCUGCUAAAUAAUGCUUCAACUUUACACGGUUCACGUCCGCUAGGCGGAGAAUAGCCUAUGUUGAAAACGCGUCAAAUCAAAGAAAUAUUCUCUGACAAUAAACACCACCUCAUAGUUA